This is a messenger RNA of Plasmodium vinckei vinckei, 1065 nucleotides long. RefSeq names its product tryptophan-rich protein tryptophan-rich antigen. The record is from RefSeq and is a predicted model, not a curated record. The coding region runs from base 1 to 1065 and encodes 354 amino acids. The transcript is spliced from 2 exons. NCBI's taxonomy places the organism in Eukaryota, Apicomplexa, Aconoidasida, Haemosporida, Plasmodiidae.
AUGGAUGGAAUCACAGAAAAUGCAAUAGACUUAGCAAAUAUGGUAUCGGACCCCCAUAACAAUGUUGCUAUUAAAAACAUCACUAAUAUUCUAAACAACGAUUAUACUUCAUCUUUCAUAAUAAUGAUCUUAUAUGCUAUGAUGUUUGCACAUAUGUUCAUGACUGCCCGCAGCAUAUACACCGAAUACAAUAAGGAAAGACAAAACAAAUCUAUUGGUAAUUAUGAUGAGAACAGUGAUCAAGAUAGUGAUGACGAUCAACCAUAUGAUUAUGAAUUAGGGAAAUACAAUGAUGAAAAAUCAAUACGAUGGAAAAAAGGACAAUGGAGAAGAUGGAUUUAUACUUUGGAACAAGAUUGGAAUGCUUUUAAUAUAGAAAUGAAUAAUGAAGAAUAUGAGUGGAUUAAAAAAAAAGAAAAUGAUUGGAAUUUAUUCUUAAUAGAAUUAGAAAAUAAAUGGAAUCAUUAUAAUAAGAAUCUCGAUGAUGAAUUUGAAACUAAUGUUAUAAGCAAAUAUUCUAGUUGGGAUUCUAAAAAGUGGAUCGAUUGGAUGAAAUCUGAUGGAAUUCGUUUUAUUUAUAUGGAAUGGAAAAAUUGGGUUCUAGAAAGCCACAACGAAUUUUCUGAUAAUUUUGUAAAUAAAUGGAUGAAAUGGAAAAAAAAUAAAAUCUUAUCAUGGUCCAAGCUUGAUUGGAAACGUCAAGAAUCACAAAAAUGGGAUAAGUUUGAACAAAAACGUUUCAAAAGUCUUCAUUACUUAGAUAAUAAAAGAUAUAAUGAAUUUAUAAACAGAAAAAAAGACGAACAAAACCAAUGGAAUGAAUGGGUUAAAACAAAGGACAAUGAGUUUGUUGAAAAUAUAUUAAAUAAAUAUUUAAUGUGGAAAGAUGGUAAACAUAUCUUAUAUAAAGAAUGGGUAGAAACUUUUAUCACCAAAUGGAUAAAUCAAAAACAAUGGAAUGUUUGGAUUGCAGAGCAACAGGCACUUUCAUUGGAAAACGAAUCUGAACAAACCACAGAACAACAGGAAAAAAUACACCUUAUUUCUCCACUACUCGAAAAUUGA